GUCAAUAACCCAAAUUUAUUAAGUAUAGACUUGACAGAUAUCAAAGCUACUGCUUAUUACCCCAAUCAAAGUGGAAAAGGGCGUACAAGAGUAGGAGGAGGAUACCUAGCAGAACAGUUUGUACCUAAAUAUAGCAACUUUAACUUUACAUUUCCGUUCGCCAUUCAGUAUAACCCAACAUUAGAUACGGAUCAAUCUGUCUUGAGUGACCUUGCAAGUAAAUGUGGACUGACAGGAGAAAAAAAACAGGACAUCACGGUUGAUUAUACGAUUCAUCUGACUGCAAGAGUACUAUUUAUUAAAGUUCAUCCAACUAUAGAUUCCUCAGCAACUUUCGCCUGUCCAAUUAGCGCUAAUGGUGCGUUAGAU
Molecule: messenger RNA, 369 nt
Organism: Rhizopus microsporus ATCC 52813
Lineage: Eukaryota; Fungi; Mucoromycota; Mucoromycetes; Mucorales; Rhizopodaceae
Exons: 2
Source: RefSeq, a predicted model, not a curated record